Molecule: messenger RNA, 1854 nt
Organism: Boeremia exigua
Lineage: Eukaryota; Fungi; Ascomycota; Dothideomycetes; Pleosporales; Didymellaceae
Exons: 7
Coding region: 168-1754 (528 amino acids)
Source: RefSeq, a predicted model, not a curated record
CAUCAAACUCCGGUCAUCGAGGCCCAAGUGGCUGGUCUUGGCUCCUUCCCCAAAUAAUGAAUAAAGCUACCCUCCGGCGGUGCAUGGAGGAGGUCAACAAUCUGCAUUAUCCUUGUCGCAACUCAACCAGCAUCUUUGACCCGACCUGCUGAAGCCAGACUGGCACCAUGUCAAACUCUCAACAAGCCCACUCUGUCGGAAGCCAAAGUCAUGACUCUCUCGACGAUGCCGAGAAAGGCAUGUACGAUAGUACAUUGGAGUCGAUAGCCCCUCCUCCAUUCGUAUAUGCAAGUCAUGGAUUCCCAACCCAUCUCAAUCCUCUCUUGUCGCCGGUAUCGCCUGUUCACGAAGGAAUCACUCCUUGCACAAGUGUUCCAGAACUAGUAUUAUCCAAACCAGCAAAAGCCGAAGUCAGUCACAUUGAGAUUGUCGAAAAGCCAAUUGCAAAGCCAGCACCAGCCAAGCAAAUCGUCAGUCGGUGGAUACUGUUCGAGCUAUGGUUCAACGCAUACCGGAGAUUCUUCACGCUUGUUGUCUCACUCAACCUUGUCGGUAUUGUUCUGGCUGCAGUUGGUCGAUUCAAAUACGCAGAAGAACACCUUGGCGCAUUAGUUCUGGGUAACCUCCUGUGUGCUAUCCUGAUGCGCAAUGAACUCUUCGUUCGCUUCUUGUACAUACUGGCCAUAUAUGGAUUACGAGGUUGGGCUCCUUUAUGUGUCAAGAUCGCAGUAAACUCGGUCCUACAGCAUUUAGGGGGUGUUCAUUCGGGUUGUGCACUGUCAGGAGCAGCUUGGCUUAUCUAUAAGAUCGUCGACAUAGUCCGGUACCGCGCUGUCCAACAUCCUGCUGUCAUUGCAAGCGGUAUCAUUACCAAUGUAUUCAUCAUCAUUUCUGUUAUGAGCGCCUUCCCAUGGGUACGCAAUACCUACCACAACGUCUUUGAAAAACAUCACAGGUUUAUCGGGUGGUUAGGACUCGCCAUGACGUGGGUCUUCGUAAUUAUGGGCAACACUUACGACAUCAAACUCGGUGAAUGGAGGUCGGACACCCACUCCCUACUUAGUGCGCAGGAACUCUGGUUCGCUGUCUUCAUGACAGUAUUUGUUCUGAUCCCUUGGGUCACUCUUCGCGAAGUCCCAGUCGAGGUUGAAAUACCCUCACCGAAAGUAGCAGUUCUGAAAUUCGAACGUGGCAUGCAGCAAGGACUGCUCGGCCGCAUCAGUCGCACUUCAGUCAUGGAGUAUCACGCUUUCGGCAUCAUCAGCGAAGGCCGCAAAGCCACCCACCAUUAUAUGAUCUGCGGCGUGCAAGGCGACUUCACUAGAAAUCUCGUUGCCAACCCUCCAAAGACUGUCUGGACACGGCAGCUGAAAUUCGCUGGCGUCGGUCAUGCCUCCGCAAUGUACAAGCGCGGAAUCCGUAUAUGCACUGGAACAGGUAUUGGUGCUGCGCUAUCGACCUGCAUCCAGAGCCCUGACUGGUUCUUAAUCUGGAUAGGAUCUGACCAGGAACGUACAUUUGGACCGACUAUAACAGGGCUGAUUAAGAAGCACAUCGAGCCUGAAAGAAUGAUCUUGUGGGAUUCGAAGAAGCGUGGUGGCAGACCUGAUAGCGUACAGCUGCUAAAGGAUACGUGGAAGAGCUGGGGUGCUGAGGUUAUCUACAUCACGAGCAAUAUGCAGGGAAACGACGAGAUGAUGCAAGGGUGCCGGGUGGCAGGUUUACAUGCGUUUGGGACAUUGUGGGAUUUCUAGUUGGCUCAUUAAGUUCGAUGUUUUGGUCAAGUACUUGCGGCUCGGGCGUUUUCAGUGGGAUGGCUGUUUUCAUUAUUGAUCCAGGCAUAUAGGAAGAGGC